Molecule: messenger RNA, 1080 nt
Organism: Helianthus annuus (common sunflower)
Lineage: Eukaryota; Viridiplantae; Streptophyta; Magnoliopsida; Asterales; Asteraceae
Exons: 1
Coding region: 1-1080 (359 amino acids)
Molecular function (GO): catalytic activity
Source: RefSeq, a predicted model, not a curated record
AUGAAUUUCCUCUCUGUUAAUAUCCGCGGAUUGGGUAGUGACGAUAAAGGUACUUGGAUUCGUAAACUUAGAUCUUCUAAUGCAAUUGGUUUUAUCAUGCUUCAGGAGACACAAUUUGCGUCUCUUGAGGGUUUUGAUUCAGGUAGAUUCUGGGGGCAAGGAAAAUAUGAAUGUGACUGGGUUGAUGCGACUGGCAGGUCGGGUGGGUUGGUUUCUAUAUGGGAUCCGAAGAGGUUUUCGGUUUCUCGUGUGAUAAAGAACCGGUUUUUCUUAUGCAUUCGUGGUGUCUCUAACGAUGAUGGGAAGGAAUUCUCGGUGGUUAAUGUUUAUGCUCCUCAAAAACUUAGGGAUAAGCGUUUAUCAUGGGCCGAACUUGAUGGUAUCAUUGUUCAAGACAAUGCGUUUUGGGUGGUUGCCGGAGAUUUUAAUUGUGUUCGUGAUAGGACCGAAAGACGGAAUUCUAAAUUUAAUGCUUUGGUUUCUAAUAAAUUUAAUGAUUUCAUUGAUAAGGUGCAGAUGCAUGAGUUCUCUUUAAAAGGGAGGAAGUUCACUUUUGUGACUGGGAAUAAGUGCAGCCGAAUCGAUCGAAUGUUCGUGUCAUGGAAUUUUGUGAAUGAAUGGCCUAAUGCGGAAUAUCGGGCUCUUGCGAGGGAGGAAUCGGAUCAUUGCCCGUUAGUGUUAAAAAUUGAAGCUCGGAAUUUUGGACCUAAACCAUUUAGGUUCUUUAAUUCUUGGCUUCAAAGGGAAGGUCUUAGCGUCUUGGUUGAGAAGGUGUGUUCGGAGGAUUUUGGUAAUGUCUCGGCUCAGAUUGGUUUAAUGAGGAAACUUCGAUGCUUGAAGUCGAGUAUUAUAGAGUGGAAGAAGCGCUGGUCGAGUAAUGAGGCGGAGGAGGAAUAUAAUUUGAAGGCCGAGGUUCGUGAUUUAGAUGAGAUAGUCGACGAUAGGGACUUGACUGAAGCAGAGUUGUGGGUGUUUGAUGAAGCUAAGAACCGUAAUAGGGGGUUGGACGAUUUUAAAAAGAAAGAUAUUAAACAAAAAGCUCGUAUCCGAUGGGCGCGGGAGGGGGAUGAAAAAUACUAG